AUGCACCGGACAUGGAACCCGUGGUUACACUUGGGCAGGACUCGAACGCGUUCUCCUAUGGUGAAAUCUGAGAUGCAGAUUGCACACCCAGUGUCCAAACCUGGGAGGCGCGCAGCAGGGGUGUCAUCAGAAGGCACAAAACUCGAGCACCUUAGUGCACACCUUAUAAUGGAAUUCAAUCCAAGUGAGCAAAUUAAGGCACACAAGAGGACUGAUAGGACCAUUACAACAUUUGCGUCAAACGUGUUAUCACUAUGUUCUGUACUUGAUGGGGCAACUGCUGUUGCAGUUGAUGCUGGAGGUGAACUAUAA
Molecule: messenger RNA, 312 nt
Organism: Fraxinus pennsylvanica
Lineage: Eukaryota; Viridiplantae; Streptophyta; Magnoliopsida; Lamiales; Oleaceae
Source: the annotation of a GenBank genome assembly